Molecule: messenger RNA, 477 nt
Organism: Pleurotus ostreatus (oyster mushroom)
Lineage: Eukaryota; Fungi; Basidiomycota; Agaricomycetes; Agaricales; Pleurotaceae
Exons: 2
Coding region: 1-477 (158 amino acids)
Source: RefSeq, a predicted model, not a curated record
AUGUUACCCUCGCCCAAACUCCCGCAGACUGGGACAGACACGCCGGAUCAAACCCUUCCACAGCCCCAGGACGAGUCCGAGCCAAACGCCAUUAACAUGCGAGUUGGAUUAAAACGAAUGAAAGACGUACCGGGGACGGCGCCCCCGGUGCCACCCUCCCCACUGCUCCCCUGCAGCGGUCGCAUGAAGGUCGACGCGGCGAGCAACACCCCUAGCCUUUGUCAGCAUCCAGCCGUCUACUGGGAUGAUCAGCACUCACCCAUCCACAGACAAAUCCUCCCAACGCCACCCCCGCGCAAACUCACACUGGCUGCUACUGACUUCCCGGAUGAACCUCCCCAAGGCAAGGCAAGGCCAAACAGCAAAGCACCCGUAGGCCAAAUGCGACCGGAAGACACGCCCGCUGCUGGUACGUGCCGGCGCAUGGGAGCCGUCUCACAUCCUGGGGAUACGAUCGACGAAGUGCGAAGGCGGUGA